Messenger RNA from Gallus gallus (chicken), 1934 nucleotides. It is a transcript of the gene CRLS1, whose product is annotated as cardiolipin synthase 1. The coding region runs from base 161 to 994 and encodes 277 amino acids. Gene Ontology annotation, biological process: cardiolipin biosynthetic process. NCBI's taxonomy places the organism in Eukaryota, Metazoa, Chordata, Aves, Galliformes, Phasianidae. Gene Ontology annotation, cellular component: mitochondrion; membrane. The transcript has 7 exons. The record is from RefSeq and is a predicted model, not a curated record. Gene Ontology annotation, molecular function: cardiolipin synthase activity.
CCCCCUCGCGCUGCACGGGCGCAGCCCGCGGCUCGUCCCCUGUCCCCGGGUCCCCGUCGCUCUGUCGGGGAGGCGGAUGGCGGUGGCGGGCGGCCGCUCGCUCCGGCGGGCGGGGCCGCAGAGCGCGUAGGGGGCGGCGGGCGGGCGGGCGCCUCGCAGCAUGCUGGCCGCCGCUUGGCUGGGCAGGGGGUUCUGGGGGCUGCUCCGCGGCGCGGGGCGGCGGCGGCCGUGCGGCGGGGCCAGGCCUCUGGGCAGCCGGGCUGAGGCGGGAGGCCGUCGCCACGGCAACGGCGGCGCGUUCUGCCUGGCCGGGGGGGCGCGUGCCGCUCUCGCCCUGCGCGAGCCCCGGCGGCCGCUGCGCGCGCCCUUCUGGAGCCCCCUUUGCGGCGAGGCAGGGCCGCGGCGGGCGGGGAGCGGCGGGGCCGCGCCUCCAGAGCCCCCCCGGGAGCGGAGCGCGGCCGGGCGCUAUGCCGAGCUGUAUGAAAACCCAUGGACGAUCCCAAAUAUACUGUCAAUGGCAAGGAUGGGUUUGGCGCCAGUUUUAGGCUAUUUGAUUGUUGAAGAAAAUUUCAAUGUUGCGCUAGGUGUCUUUGUUUUGGCUGGCGUAACGGAUUUGUUGGAUGGGUUUAUUGCGCGCAAUUGGGCUAAUCAGAAAUCAGCAUUGGGAAGUGCUCUUGAUCCACUGGCCGAUAAAAUUCUCAUCAGCGUGCUCUAUGUGAGCCUAACUUGUGCAAAUCUUAUCCCAGUUUCACUUACUUCCAUGAUCAUUCUGAGAGAUGUAGCGCUCAUUGCUGCUGUUUUUUAUGUGCGAUACAAAACUCUUUCUCCACCGAGAACACUCAGUAGGUAUUUUAAUCCCUGUUACGCUACAGCCCAACUAAAACCAACGUUCAUUAGCAAGAUGAAUACGGCGGUUCAGCUCAUUUUGGUGGCGGCUUCUUUAGCAGCUCCUGUUUUCAAUUAUGUUGACAGCGUGUAUCUGCAGACGUUAUGACUAUAGGAAGGAAGGAGAGGCAUCAAAUGAAAACAGGCCUACUGGAGUGCACUUUAAAUGUCUGCCUUGGGUGUCACUGCCAUCACUGGAGACCUGAACAGCUAAUUGUAGCUGACGGCAGGUGUUACAAGUGGCAAUAUUUCUCCUAAGGUGUUAGGUAAGAGUUCACAACCAAGAGGCUGAACUGCAGCUAGCAGAAUUACAUAGUAACUGAGUUUAAAGUAGUAGAAGAUCCGGUAUUACUUGUCUUAAAAAAAAAAAAAAGUCCUAAAGCUUUUUAAGGAAUAAGGAACCUUUAUCUUAACAGUCAGAUGUGUUUUUCACCCUGUUGGAAAGCUAAACCUGGAACUGCAUCUGUGAAGGACACACCUUGCUAUUUCUCUGGGACUUUGUGAGAGUUACGGUGUUGUUAGUAGUGAAGGAAUGCUAGGUGUGACUUACGAGGGUACUGUGGGAGUACUCUAAAAAUAGUAUAGGUGAGCUUGGCAGUGUGUUGGCAGAGGGCUGUUACUGACUCGCACCUGAAUGAUGUCAGCCUCUGACACAGAGAAGCACUGGUAAUUUGGAAAUAAAGUAUGGUUAUUACCCAAUGUCUGGGAAAAGACCAAAAGAGGCUGAAGCCAACACCUGUGCUUCAGCUGUGGGACUUCUUAAAAUAAAAUUAAGUUCAAGUCUUUUGUAUUUUUUUUAACAAUCCCCUUUCGUGCUGCAAAGGGAUAGUUUCUCACGUGAGUCAGUUCUCAUGCCAGUAGGAAUUAUGGAGGUUACAAAUAUGGAAGCAGAUUUGUUGUCUUCUCUCAAACAAGUGUUGAUGUUUACUGUCAUGCUUGAACUCAGAUGGCUUACAGGAGCUAUUUUCUUCAAAGGUGCAUCACAGCUUUCACAACGGUAACAUCUGCAUAUAGCUAUUACCACUAUGGCCGAAAAACAGUUCAGGUGA